Molecule: messenger RNA, 1146 nt
Organism: Colletotrichum godetiae
Lineage: Eukaryota; Fungi; Ascomycota; Sordariomycetes; Glomerellales; Glomerellaceae
Product: heterokaryon incompatibility protein-domain-containing protein
Exons: 1
Source: RefSeq, a predicted model, not a curated record
AUGAAUGAUUCGCUUCCAGAUUACCAAUACCAGGCCUUGUCGACAUUCGACUCCGUACGCCUCCUCAGUAUCUCGCGGGAUGACAACCAUCCACACGGACUAUGGCUGUCGCUUAAGGAGGUCAACUUGGACGAUGAACCAAUCUUCGCGGCAUUGUCCUAUACGUGGCAACUGCCCAAGUAUAGCAACUCCGAAGGUGCCGAAGAGCCAGGGCCAGGAAGGACGUUUGAGAUCGUUUGCGAUGGCAAGCUGAUGGAGAUAUCUGAGAAUCUCUUUGACUUCCUCCGUACCGUCCUCGAUUUCCGGUGUUCAUUGACGAAAAGAGGCCCCCCGACAAGUCGAAAGUGUCCGCCCAAGGCCAGGUCUGCCCUGGAAUCGAUGCCACUGUGGAUAGAUGCGUUCUGUAUCGAUCAGGCCAAUACCGAGGAGAAGAAACACCAAGUCCUUCUUAUGCACCGCAUUUAUAGCUCGGCACAGGAUGUGCUUGUUUGGUUGGGAAUAUUGGAGCCUGACUCUGAAGUUCAGUGGAUUCACGACAAGUUUAUCCCCCGUUUGUCCAGGAUGGUACGAGAAAGACCGGACUUUGCGAGGAAUCAUUUACCCAAGGAUCCUUACUGCAAGACCCCUGAAGUUCUAGCAGAAUUAGGAUCCGAAUAUUGCUCGCGGUGGGCUGGAGCAUGGCUACCGUUUGCAAAGUUCUUCAGGCAAAACCGAUGGUUCGAUCGUGGUUGGGUCGUCCAAGAAGUUGCUUUGACCGACCCAGCUCAAAUCUAUGUUCUGUGUGGGGAAAGCAUCUUGAGUUGGAAGCGCCUUGGAGCAUUCAUUUUGUUCCUUCGCGAGUCUGGAUGGGGCCAAUCACUUGAGGUGCAGCUCGAGGGGUCUUGGGGAUUAUUGUCACAGGUUGGAUCUCUGGACAUGUCGCAGAGUGCGACCAGUAGGCGUUUUGGCAUAGGUUCUGGCCUUUAUAAGAUCAAUGGGGUCCGCCCACUCUUGGUCGAACUCGUGCGUGCCACGGAAACAAGAGGUUGGAACACGAGGUCGGAGUCUGCAUGGCUUGCAUGCGCGAGCGUUCUCAUCACCACUCUCCGCUCUUUUCAAUUUGGAGAUGACCGCGACCAUAUCCAUGGGUGCUUGGGUAUGCUGUCU